AUGCUCAGCCUGGCUGGGCGUGAACCAGGGCCUUCACCUACCAAAGCCUGUAUUCCUCCAUGUGUCCUGUCCAUGCGUGUUUGCUUUUUGCACUCCCCGCUUUCCUGCUUUUUCUGCCUGCCUUCGUUGAGGAUGUGGUUGGGGUCUCCGGUAAGAGGACUUGAGACACCAAUGAUCUAUUCACUGGCACUUGCGUGCCAGGUGGGCUUGCCUGUGGAAACUGCUCCUGAGGAAGGGGUGGCCUUGUCCGCUUUGCGGCAACGCAAGGGCCUUGAGACGGAGCGAGGACAGAUAUCCUGGAGGCACCAGCGCAAAUCCAGGCGCCAUGAGGAUGAGUAUGAAGAGACGCAGAAAUUCUCUGCUUUGGAAAUCCUGCGUGGAUUGCUGCUAUUCAUGAUUAUUUACCUUGGUCUUCGCGUAUGCGUAAUCCUUUUCCAGAAGUACAGAUUGAAUAUGAGCAUGUCUUCGAAUUCCACUGUCGGGGUUAACAUCAGCCUGUGA
Durusdinium trenchii is the source of this 501-nucleotide messenger RNA. NCBI's taxonomy places the organism in Eukaryota, Dinophyceae, Suessiales, Symbiodiniaceae. The record is from the annotation of a GenBank genome assembly.